Messenger RNA from Camelina sativa (false flax), 1210 nucleotides. Its product is annotated as cytosolic sulfotransferase 1. Lineage: Eukaryota; Viridiplantae; Streptophyta; Magnoliopsida; Brassicales; Brassicaceae. The record is from RefSeq and is a predicted model, not a curated record. Gene Ontology annotation, molecular function: sulfotransferase activity.
CUUUUAACUAUAUUAAAACUAAGCAGUGAUCCACCCACCAAGGCAUCAUCCAGAGAUAAAUAGUGAUAUUUUGCGUUUGGAGCCAAACAGAUUCAUUUAACAACUCCAGCAAAAAAAAAAAAAAAAUGGAUAAGGAGCUUCCGCCGAACUUGAGAGAAGACAACUUAAGCGAAGAAACCAAGACUUUAAUCUCUUCACUUCCUUGGGAAAAAGAUCUUCUAGGGAAGCUCUACAACUACCAAGGAUGUUGGUACUACGCCAACACUCUCCAAGGAGUCCUUAAUUUCCAAAAAGGUUUCAAGCCUCAAGACACCGAUGUCAUCGUCGCUUCUCUUCCUAAAUCAGGCACGACUUGGCUCAAGGCACUCACGUUCGCGCUCCUUGAAAGAUCGAAGAACCGUUCUUCUAAUGAUCCUCAUCCUCUGCUCGCUGAUAAUCCUCAUGGAUUAGUACCGUUCUUGGAGGCCGUUCUGUUUCUUAAAAGCUCAGAACCAGACUUAACAAAACUCUCAUCAUCUCCAAGGCUGUUGUCGACUCACAUGCCCUUGCAUACACUUCAAGUACCCUUAAAGGACUCUCCUUGCAAGAUCGUGUACGUGUGCAGGAACGUAAAGGACGUGUUGGUGUCACAAUGGUAUUUCAGGUGUGCUUAUCGUCAAAAAGAAUUAGAAAAAAGCAUUCUCGAGUCUUUGUUUGAGUCGUCAUGCAGGGGAGUUGGCUUCUAUGGACCCUUUUGGGAACACGUAUUGAGCUAUUGGAGAGGCAGCUUGGAAGACUCCAAACAUGUUCUUUUCAUGAGGUACGAGGACAUGAAAGCCGAGCCAUUUGCUCAGAUUAAGAGACUUGCAGAGUUUUUGGGUUGUCCUUUCACUGAGGAAGAAGAACAUAGUGGAUCUAUACACAAAAUUUUGGAGCUUUGUUCCCUGCGUAAUCUGAGCGGUUUGGAGAUCAACAAGACAGGUAAAACAGCAAAUAAUGUGCAUUACUCUAACUUCUUUCGCAAAGGAGAGGUUGGUGACUCCAAGAAUCAUCUGACUCCGGAGAUGGAAAACAAAAUCGAUAUGAUCAUCGAGGAGAAAUAUAAAGGAUCCGGUUUGGAAUUCUGAGUGGUGUAAUAUGUGCUUUCUUUAAUGGAUUUGUAACAAUAAUUGGAGGUUUCCAAAUCAUUUUCUGUAAAAUGGUUAUGAACAUAUCGUUUUUUUUUCUUUUC